This is a messenger RNA of Fusarium tjaetaba, 582 nucleotides long. RefSeq lists its product as uncharacterized. The coding region runs from base 1 to 582 and encodes 193 amino acids. The transcript has a single exon. Lineage: Eukaryota; Fungi; Ascomycota; Sordariomycetes; Hypocreales; Nectriaceae. The record is from RefSeq and is a predicted model, not a curated record.
AUGGCAGCUUCACCAAUAACAGUGGCCGUUGUUCAUACUCCAUACUGGAAUAUCUCAGAUGUCGCUUUCCUCAGAGAAGGGCCGCACACCGUCUUAGUACCUGCACUCCUGUAUCUCAGAGCCACAGAUAUUGAAGCGACACAUCCAACACCCCGCCCGCCGCAACGGGCCCACGAACGAAAGAGAAAACGACCUCGAACAAGCCAUCGUGACUCAUGUCAUAAAUUCGUUCACCAGUAUUCACCAAGUCCAGAAGCAGAGCAUUCAAAAUUGGCUCCCUGCUCAGUCGACUGCAGCGAUUCGGCCGGCGAGCAUGAUCAAGACCCUGCAGACAUUCUUCAUGACCUGAAUGUGACGGAGCACGAGCGAUUACUACUCCAUGGUCUCCAAAAUGAUAUACGGCAAGAGUAUUACGGUUCGACACCAAGCUUUGAACCCGAAUCCAAGAGAAUGAGACAUGACAUUGAUGCCUUGAGGGCGAUGGAACAAAGGUCGCUAGAAGAGGAAAAGGACGAAUAUGAACGAUGGGUAAUGGGCUCAUGGGAUAAUUUGUUCUCAAGAGCAUCUGUUUACCCCGAGUAA